Molecule: messenger RNA, 378 nt
Organism: Zasmidium cellare ATCC 36951
Lineage: Eukaryota; Fungi; Ascomycota; Dothideomycetes; Mycosphaerellales; Mycosphaerellaceae
Exons: 1
Coding region: 1-378 (125 amino acids)
Source: RefSeq, a predicted model, not a curated record
AUGCGUUUCUCACGCUCAACAAUCCUCGCAGCUCUCUGGACCUCCUCAACCUUGGUCGACGCCGUCGCCGACGGCACCAACUACGAAAUCGACGCAUACUCCAACGAGUGCGGCACCAACACCAUCAACACGUUCAAAGGCAUUGCAGAUGCAAACGGCGCGACAAGUUGCUUGACGUUUGCGGCGCCGAGCUUGUGCUUCACUACGAGCGUUGGGCCGGACGUCAAGGGUGGUUGCCUUUUCGUACUGGCUGGCACCUCCGAUUGCACCAACUCUACGACUGCUGCAUCUUCCAAUAACGCUGGCCAGACUCAGAAUGUCACGGCUUCUGGACCUACCAACUCGGUUAAGAUUGUUUGUCAGCCGAACCCGACUUAG